AAGGAAAAAGAAAACACUUCUUCGCUACAGAAUAUCGUCCCGCGUAUUUAUGUAAUAUGUUAGUGGAAAAUAGUUGACGAAAUCCAAAAUCGGAACAGAGAAUAACAACACAUUUCUGGAAUUUAACGACAAACUUAUUAUAUAAGAGCUAGUGUUACGUGUUAAGGUGAAAAGGAGGGUGACAACGGCCAAUAUGUUGUCGUCCAAAAUAGCUGUGCGUAUAGUGGCGGAAGCCCACCAGCAGGUACUGUUCUUAUCAGUACCCAGCCAAAAGAUGACGAGGCGUUUCCUGACACCAAUGACGGCCUACGAACAGCGUAUUGAAUCGAAAAAAUUGCUGCCCGAUAAAGUGCAGAAGGCCACCACCCAAGAUUUGGAGAAUUUGUAUCACGCCAUAAAGAAUUACACACCCACUCCGGUGAAGACUCAAACAUCUGGUGGCGGUGGUUUAUUUGGAAGAUUUUUGAAAAAAGAACAAGCUGCACCAAAGAUCGAAUUACUCAACGAAACUGCACCGAAAGGAUUGUAUAUUUAUGGCAGUGUUGGAGGUGGUAAAACAACAUUGAUGGACAUGUUCUAUGACUGCUGUGUAGACAUUCCCAAAAAGCAACGUGUUCAUUUUAAUUCGUUUAUGUCCAAUGUUCAUUCACGCAUACAUCAGGUGAAACAGGAACGUGGCCCACAAGAUCGUGCUUUUAAUUCGGAAAAGCCAUUGCCAUUUGAUCCCACAUUGCCGGUGGCUGAAAUGAUUGCAGCCGAAUCAUGGUUAAUAUGUUUCGAUGAAUUUCAAGUGACCGAUAUUGCUGAUGCCAUGAUUCUGAAAAGUCUAUUUACCCAUCUCUUUAAUGAGGGUAUUGUUUGUGUGGCCACCAGUAAUCGUCAUCCAAAUGAUUUGUACAAAAAUGGUUUACAACGUAGUAAUUUUAUACCUUUUAUUGGUGUGCUACUGAAUCGUUGUAAUGUUUCUGCUUUGGAUAGUGGUGUGGAUUACAGGCGUAUUGCACAAUCGGGAGAUACUAAUUAUUUUGUUACGUCCAAGACUGAUGCUAAAGCCCAAAUGGAACGAAUGUUUAAGAUUUUGUGCUCGCAAGAAAACGAUAUCAUCCGACCUCGCACCAUUACCCAUUUUGGACGUGAUUUAACGUUUCAACGUACCUGUGGUCAAGUUUUAGAUAGUACAUUUGAAGAGUUAUGCGAUCGGCCUCUGGGAGGUAGUGAUUAUAUACAAAUUGGACAAUUCUUCCAUACUGUCCUCAUACACAAUGUACCUCAAAUGACGCUGCAAAUUAAAUCACAAAUGCGUAGAUUUAUUACACUAAUCGAUACGCUAUACGAUAAUCGUGUGCGUGUUGUAAUUUCUGCCGAAGUUCCUCUAGAUCAAUUAUUUAAUUUUAGUGAUAAAUCCGAUGCUAAACCCUUGGCAGAUGAACAACGUAUGCUUAUGGACGAUCUGAAGUUGACAGUGAAUGAUACCUCAGCAAGCGUUUUCACCGGCGAAGAAGAAAUGUUUGCUUUCGAUCGUACGCUAUCACGUCUGUAUGAAAUGCAACAGAAGGAAUAUUGGGAACAAUGGGCCAAACAUCGUUAAA
Musca vetustissima is the source of this 1589-nucleotide messenger RNA. Its product is annotated as putative ATPase N2B. Gene Ontology annotation, molecular function: ATP hydrolysis activity; ATP binding. The record is from RefSeq and is a predicted model, not a curated record. Lineage: Eukaryota; Metazoa; Arthropoda; Insecta; Diptera; Muscidae. The transcript has 5 exons. Gene Ontology annotation, cellular component: cytoplasm; mitochondrion. The coding region runs from base 194 to 1588 and encodes 464 amino acids.